AUGGCGCCGGACACGCUCCUCGUGCUGCAGCACUCGCCGGUGUACACCAUGGGCAAGCGCCCGACGGAGCACAACAUCCUGACCGACGUCGAAACCCUCGCGUCCCUCGGCGCGACCGUGCACAAGGCGCGACGCGGCGGCGACGUCACGUUCCACGGCCCGGGGCAACACGUCGUCUACCCGGUGGUGGAUCUCCGCGCGUCCGAGCUCGGCGCGCGCGCGUACGUGGAGGGGUUAGAGGACGUCAUGAUCGACGCCGCGGCGAGUUUCGGCGUGCGAGCGACGGGGAGGGUACCGGAGAUGACGGGGGUGUGGGCGAGAGGGAAGAAGCUCGGCGCCGUGGGGGUGCAGAUAUCGCGAGGGGUCGCGUCGCACGGGUUCGCGUUCAACCGCGACGUCGACUUGCGGUGGUUCGACGCCAUCGUGCCGUGCGGGCUGAGAGGGAAGGGCGUGACGACGCUGCGCGACGAGGUGGAGGGCGGGAGGGAGGGGGGGGCGCCGAGCGCGAUGGAGGUGGAGUGGCGGCUCAUAGACGCGUUCGCGAAGCGGUUCGGGUACGUGGACGUGGACGCGACGCGCGUCGGCGCCGGCGACGACGACGGGUAG
Micromonas pusilla CCMP1545 is the source of this 606-nucleotide messenger RNA. RefSeq lists its product as uncharacterized. The transcript is spliced from 2 exons. NCBI's taxonomy places the organism in Eukaryota, Viridiplantae, Chlorophyta, Mamiellophyceae, Mamiellales, Mamiellaceae. Gene Ontology annotation, cellular component: mitochondrion. Gene Ontology annotation, molecular function: lipoyl(octanoyl) transferase activity. The record is from RefSeq and is a predicted model, not a curated record. The coding region runs from base 1 to 606 and encodes 201 amino acids. Gene Ontology annotation, biological process: protein lipoylation.